AUGGAAGCAGCCAGCCAUACACGCAAGCAGCGUCUGGAAGCCUUGAAUAAUAGAACACACGGCACCGGCGAGCACAUAGUUAAAUUCAGAAACUACGAUCCAACGAGUAGAGAGGUAAAGAAGGGCGAUAACAGCCAGACCUCCGUCGACACAGUCGAAUCCGCUGUCACUGGUUUAGUUGAUUCUAUCCUCGAUAAAGAUGAGGAGCUGCGUAAUGAGGAUUUGGAUAUCUUCAAUAUCGCACCAAAGAGACCAAACUGGGAUAUGAGGAGGCAAUUGACCAAUAAGAUGUCUCUAUUGAAUAAGGCUGAUCAGCUAGCUAUCAAUACACUGUUACGCAAUAGACUUUCUAAUCCCAACGACAAUAACGUAAACAACGGUGCUGCUUUAGCCAGUGCCUCAAACAAACUCAUCCAUUACUCAGACCAAGAUGAUUGA
Messenger RNA from Wallemia ichthyophaga EXF-994, 438 nucleotides. RefSeq names its product Coiled-coil domain-containing protein 12. Gene Ontology annotation, cellular component: U2-type spliceosomal complex; post-mRNA release spliceosomal complex. NCBI's taxonomy places the organism in Eukaryota, Fungi, Basidiomycota, Wallemiomycetes, Wallemiales, Wallemiaceae. Bases 1 to 438 code for a protein of 145 amino acids. The transcript has a single exon. The record is from RefSeq and is a predicted model, not a curated record.